AUGGAGAAUUCAACAAUCAUAAAGGGAGAAGAUAUCUACAAUAGAGAUGAAUCAUCGAUUAUGACCAACAUGCUUUCCCUCCCAAAUGAUUUGGUGAUCGACAUCUUAGCUUCUCUAUCUGCAUCAUCUCAUUCUGAUUUUCUUAGGGCAAAAACCGUCUGCAAGACCUUGAACGAAUUAGGCGACAAUGAUUUUAUAUAUCAAAUCAUGUCUUUAAAAGGUAUAGAGUUAGUUCCGUGGAACAAAGAUAAACAACAAAUUCUAUUAGAACGAUGCAUACAAUGUCAUAAUUCAGAAGCCUUUUAUAGACAAGGAAUGGUGGACUAUUUUAGCGACAAAGGUACUAGUGUGGAUUAUUUACAAAAGGCGGCAAAUUAUGGACAUGCGGGAGCACUCUAUGUAAUUGGAAUUAUCUCUCUUUUUGGAGAUACAGAAUCAAAUAAAAAAGGGAUUGAAAUUCUAAACCAAAAUAAUCUUAAAGGAAUAUUAUGGAAGUGUCGUAAAGAGAUGGUUCUUUUCAUAUACAUGUUAUGGACGAAUAUCCCGACAAUCAUGAAUAAAGAUGUGGUUUGUUGUUUAAAUCACAACAACUAUCAAAAGAAGUGGAGAUUUACGUGGCCAGUUGACGAUGGUGAUGAUAAUGUAGAAUGCAAGGCAUGCAAAUGCGACAGGGAGCUUGAUUAUUUAAUGUCUUCUCUUGGAAUUGAUCGUUGA
Messenger RNA from Impatiens glandulifera, 714 nucleotides. RefSeq names its product putative F-box protein At1g67623. Bases 1 to 714 code for a protein of 237 amino acids. Gene Ontology annotation, molecular function: protein binding. The transcript has 3 exons. The record is from RefSeq and is a predicted model, not a curated record. NCBI's taxonomy places the organism in Eukaryota, Viridiplantae, Streptophyta, Magnoliopsida, Ericales, Balsaminaceae.